AUGUUCGGACUUGUCCAUUGUAAUGCAUCAAUUUUAGCACGACAAACUACUGAUCCGACCCUUUUUUUUGUUCGAACAUUGGUCAAAACUUGGCUUUGGCCUAUUAUAACUUGUUUCGGUGUAACUGGCAAUAUUCUUGCCAUAAUUGUACUUACAAAGCGUCGUAUGAUUAUGUCAUCAACAAAUAAUUAUUUAGCUACACUAGCUCUUGUUGAUAUAGCCUAUCUUAUACUAACACUUAUACUUAACACAUUUCAACAUCCGUGUUUAAUUGGUAAUUCAUUAUCUGCAAUACUUUUAACAAUAUGUCGACCAAUAGCAGAUUUUUCAUCAAAUACAAGUGUUUGGCUUACAGUGACAUUUACAGUUGAACGUUGGGUUGCUGUAACCUAUCCAUUACAAAGUCGUACAUGGUGUACUGUUAGUCGAUCAAGAAGAAUUAUCAUAAGUGUUAUGUUUGCUGCAUUAAUAUGUACAUCACCAUCAGCUUUUGAAACGAAACUUGUACGUAUUAUUGAAAUACGAAAUUCGACAAAUCCAAAUGAAAAACCAUUAUUGACAAAUCAUAUACGUGCUAAACCUACAGCAUUGGGAAGUAGUUUACUAUAUCAUCAAAUUUAUUUUAAUUUUGUUACAUUUGCUAUUAUUUGGAUACCAUUAUUACUUCUUGCUAUUUUCAAUACAAUUCUAAUUAUUCAUGUUCAUCGUUCAAGACAAAAUGAACAUCGAAAUAGUGAAGGAAUUCAAUUACGUCGACAUAAUCAAGGAAAUCAAGGUGAACAAAGAAAAACAACAAUUAUGUUAAUUGCUGUUGUUAUUGUAUUUACUGUUUGUCAAAUACCACAAGCAAUAUCUUUAACAGUUCAAUCAUUUUUUCCUAUAUUAUCUCAAGCACCAAAAGUUCUUAUUUAUAAUAAUUUUGCAAAUUGUUUAGUUGCUAUAAAUGCUUCAACAAAUUUUCUAUUAUAUUGUUGUUUUUCGGAACGAUUUCGUUCAACAUUUAGUUCACAUUUUUCUUUUCUAAGAAAAUAUUGUGCACCUUAUAUUUUAUCAAAUUGGAAAUUAAAAUCAAGUACUAAUAAACAUUCAUUAUCAAUUGACAAUAUGUUAUAUAAUUAUCCAUAUAAUCAUUCAAAUUAUUCAUUACAUGGAUCAAAUAGAAAUGCUCGUAUAUCAAAUGUAAGUAAUGAAUUAAAUCCAAGAUAUUCAAAACAAUCAUUAAAUAAUUAUUCACAAAGACCAUCACAAAUAUCAUAUAAAGAUCAAAGAUCUUGGACAUCACCUUUAUCAAAAUUAAAAUCACAUAAAAAACAAAAAUUCAUUGGAAAACGUAAAGAAACGUAUCCCAGUUCACCCAUAACAAAUGUUACAAGAAUUUCAUUACCAUUAAUUCGACAAUCACUUCGAUCAACUGUUUCAACAACAUGUGAUACUAUAUCUAAAUAUCCUAUUGUAGAAACAAAACUAUUAGAUUUAUCAACAAUGUCUAUUACAAAUAAAACAAUUCCUUCGAAACAUUAUUCAAUAUCAAUGUAUGCAUUAAAUCGACCGAUUUAUAUAGAUUAUUCAAUAGAUAGAUUAAAAAGAACAUAUAGUGUUGGGUCUUAUUGUUCAAAAAGACGACUAACAUUUCACUCACAACAAUCUUUCUAUGAUAAUAAUAAUACAGAACAAAUUUGGAUAAAACGUCAUUUAUCCAAUAGUACUAUUGAAAAACAGUCUGAUCAACGAAAAUCAUUUUUAUGGAAAGAAAUAAAUGAUGUUACUGUAUAA
Molecule: messenger RNA, 1773 nt
Organism: Rotaria sordida
Lineage: Eukaryota; Metazoa; Rotifera; Eurotatoria; Philodinida; Philodinidae
Source: the annotation of a GenBank genome assembly